GGUAGCUGCGAACGCGAUGGCGGCGGGCGAACGGUAACGCGGCCGCGCGCUGUUCUCUGACCGGGGGCCUCGGCGCAUGCACCGUUACGGCGUGCCCACUCGCCUGCCGUGCCCACCCCGGCCGUAACCCGGUGGCGAGUGUAUGUGUGUGUGUGUGUGUGUCUGUGUGCGCGCGCUUCACGGCGUAAUACAAAACGCAGUGCACGCGUACCGCGCCGCCCGGGACGAGAGAUGACGACGACGACGACGAUUGCGGCGGCGGUGGCGGUGAGAACGGGCAAAGGUUUACGCGCGCGAACGGGUCGAGGCGGAGUCUAAGAGUCUCGCGCGCGCGCCAACCGAUCGGGGCGAAAACUAGCGGCGUCAGUGUGCAGCAGCAGCAACGGUAGGACCGGCGUCGAGCGAGCAGGCGGUUGACGAUCGCAGCACAUCACUAGCAGCGGCGCGGCGUGCUCGAACGCGCGCGCGUGUACGUAUACGGCGGAGGGAGAAAGAGCGAACGAGCAAAGAGGAGAGAGAGAGAGAUAGGGGUGAGUGCGUGUGAAAGACGACGUCCCGCCGCUGCCGCCGCCGCCUCCAAGUGCACACCGCGCACAGGUGCCGGCGACGAGUACGACGACUGCACGGCCACACCGCGGUCGUUACCUGCUGCAGCUCUAGGCGCCGCAGCGGCCGCACUCCACGCAGUGUUUGAGUAGCAGUCGACCACACCACCGUCGUAUCUGCGAACGCGUCGCCGCAUCAUCGUCACCGGUCACCGGUCGCCAGCCACCAGCAACACCAGCACCAGCAGCCGUACCGACGAGCGCGCGCGUACCGACACCCGCGCCGUACAACGGUUCAGACGCUUUCACGCUAGGCCGUCGUUGAAAUGGACGCGACGGUCGGCCGUCGUACCGCGAACCAACGGCCCAGCGACAUUGGUGACGACGGCCACGACCAGCAGCUGCGACAUGUCCGUCAGCGGCAACACGACGACGCACGUCAGAACCCGGCGGUAACCCUUGGCGCGAACCCGACCGCCGCGUGCCUGUCCUGUUGAUACUGCAACGGACCGGACGCGCAGCCGACGCAACCGACGACGACGACGACGACGACGGGUCGCGCGCGCCGCCGCAACCGCCGCCGCCGCCGCUGAAUGGGACAUGGGAAUACUCCCGAAUCUGCUCAUCGUCUACCUGAUCAUUGCAGAAACGCUAUGCGGACCUCACGAAAAGCGAUUGCUCAACGAUUUGUUAGAUCCUUACAACACACUAGAAAGGCCAGUAGCUAAUGAAUCGGAACCACUGCAAUUAAGUUUCAGCCUUAUGCUCAUGCAAAUAAUAGACGUGAUGAAAAAAAAUCAACUGUUGAUUACAAACAUGUGGUUAAAAUUGGAAUGGAACGAUGUCAACCUCAGGUGGAACCACAGUGAAUACGGCGGUGUGAAGGAUUUGAGGAUACCACCGCAUAAGAUAUGGAAACCAGAUAUGCUCAUGUACAAUAGUGCUGACGAGGGUUUCGACGGCACGUACGCGACCAACGUCGUGGUGAACAGCAACGGUAGCUGUGUUUUCAUACCUCCGGGAAUUUUCAAAAGUACGUGCAAGAUUGACAUCACGUGGUUUCCGUUCGACGAUCAAAAAUGUGAUAUGAAAUUCGGCAGUUGGACCUAUGAUGGAUUUCAGUUGGACCUUCAACUACAAGACGAUAAUGGAGGGGACAUCAGUGGUUUUAUUACUAACGGUGAAUGGGACCUGCUUGGCGUUCCCGGCAAGCGCAAUGUGAUCUACUACAGUUGCUGCCCCGAACCGUACAUAGACAUUACGUUUUCUAUAUUAAUUAGAAGGCGCACCUUGUAUUACUUUUUCAACUUGAUAGUCCCGUGCGUGUUGAUUGCGUCUAUGGCCGUACUAGGAUUUACUCUACCGCCGGACUGCGGCGAAAAACUUUCUCUAGGUGUAACGAUUCUUCUGUCGUUGACCGUUUUCCUAAACAUGGUGGCCGAGACAAUGCCGGCUACUUCGGACGCAGUUCCUCUUUUAGGUACAUAUUUCAACUGUAUCAUGUUCAUGGUGGCAUCAUCAGUUGUAUCCACAAUCAUGAUUCUGAAUUAUCAUCACCGUAAUGCGGACACGCAUGUUAUGUCCAAAUGGGUGAAGCUCAUGUUCCUGGUGUGGAUGCCGUGCUUGCUGUGCAUGAGCCGGCCGAACCGGGACGAGGCGUCCGCCAACGGAAACAAAUCAGACAAGAAUAAGUCCACGGCAUCUUCCAUCCAUCAUCUGCCCGACCUGGAAUUCCGGGCCAAGUCGUCCAGAAGCCUGUUGGCCAACGUGUUGGACCUGGACGACGACCUGAGGUCGUCCACGCGGAGCUACCCGGGCGCCCGCAGCCAGGUGGCUCCGAUGCCGGAGCACAUGGUCGAGCAGCAACACGCGACCGCCAUGAUGAUCGGUGGCAGCGGCGGCAGCAGCGGUGGCGGCGGCGGCGGUGGCGGAGGCGGCGGAAACACGUCGUCCGCGAUGGCCGCAGCCUCGUGCCUGGGACCGCAUCGCGAACUGUCGCUCAUCCUCAAGGAGCUGCGCGUGAUCACGGACAAGCUGCGCAAGGACGAGGAGGACGAGGACGUAACGAACGACUGGAAGUUCGCGGCCAUGGUGGUCGACCGCAUGUGCCUGUACAUAUUCACGUUCUUCACGGUGGCCGCCACCAUAGCGGUCCUCAUGUCCGCGCCCCACGUGAUUGUCACGUGAUCGCGCCAUCGGCUUCGGAACCGGCUCCGUCGGCAUCACGUCCGAUUCCAGCGAGCGGCCGCCUCUGAAGAACGUGACCCGCGACGUAGCUCGCGCGCAAACGAAUGGAUUGACGGUGUCGGCAGCGAAAAAAUUAACCGUAACUACGGUCUAUGAAUGCGUUAUUAUUAUUAUUAUUAUUAUUAUUAUUAUUAUUAUUAUUGUUGUAUACGCGUUACCUUUAUCGAAAACUAUUUACAUUUUUUAUUUUAUUUUUCUCUCGCAAAACCAUUUCAUUUUUUCUAGACAGUUGAUUAAAAUUACGAAACGUUAAAAAUAAAUAUAAAAAUUAUUUUUCCGUUCCGGUUAUUGCGUAAUAAUAAUAUUUGCCUGAUAAUAUUUAAAUAUAAAUAUAUAUAAUUUAACUCUGGCCCUACUCCUUAAAACAAUGUAAUAAACGUUCAACGGAAAUAGUACACAGUAUUAUAAAACGUAAAAUCACUUCAACAAUUUUGUCGAUCUACACUUCGCGAUUCCAUCGGUAUGCUCUUUUUCCAAUAAAAACGUCCACAGUUUCCCCAAUUAUGAAAGCGGACGCAUCAUCCGAUACCAUAUCGAUUUAAACGGUUCAAUUCGUACUGUAUAACGCAAUAUUUUUCGCUAACCAAUAUCUAUAUCGAAAUAAGUUGAAAUGUGCGCGAUAACCAUUUCUGGCACACCUUCAUUUAUUUAUUUAUUUUUUCGCAUCAUCUGAAAAGUUAGUUGUAAGUAUUAUAGUCACUACCCAUACUGCCAUAUGAAUAUAAUAUAUUAAUAUUAUUAAUAUGUAUUCGUUUUUUUUUUACGUCUCGUUUAAGGAAUAGGGCUUUCGUGGAAAAUAUAAAACAUUGUUUAUCAAAAAACAAUUUUUCAUUGUCACAGCGUCGUAAUAAAAAAAAAAAAACUUGCGGAUGUCGUGACACUUUUGAAAUUCAAAUUCAGUAAUUAUUAUCACAUUGUCGUUUGUUUAAAGCUUUAUUUGGUAUUGUAUGAAUUCGUUGUCCAGUCGACAAAGUUGAACUCACUGCUGCAUUCACCGUUUAUAUAUAUUUGAGUUUCACAUUUAUCCCAUGUAUGCCUAUUUAUUUUAUUAAUCAUUUUACAGUGAUGUUUGUAUUGUUUUAGAAAAAAUUUAACCCUAAACAGUUUGAAAACACAUAUUUUUUCAAAAUUCAGUAUGUUUGUUUUUCUAAAAUCUGUACUCGUUCAGUAUCCCUAUCGGAAAUCGGUAUUUUAUUUUCAGUGAUCAUGAUACCUAUUGAAAUUAACUGGGAUUUUAUAAACCAUAAACGUCAAUAACGAUCAUAUUAACCGAUAAUCUCGUACUGACGGUCAACAUGCUUUAUGGUCAGUAUAUGCUAUAGUAGAUAUAAUAUUUGAGAUCUAUAGAUUCAGCUAUUACCGUUAUAUCUAUUUCACAACAUAAUCAACAAAUACGAAUUUUACAAUCCGUUUAGUUAAACUCUACCGAAAAAAUAAUAACCUCGAAAUCCAAUAUUAAUGAGUAAUAUUUUUUUUCUUUCCAAAACUCAACCCAUGAAUUGAACUUAUAACUAUAACUUUUUUAUUUAAUAUUCUCAUGUUAAUUGGAGUAAUACUUUUCACAUUCAACAAUGCUAUUAGUAUUCUCAUUUAACGUACAAUGAUUAAUUUGGAAAAUAUUUUACCGAAUUAAAAACUCAUUUUAAACGAUUUAUUCAACUAACGUGUCUUCAAUAGAGAAUUA
Molecule: messenger RNA, 4476 nt
Organism: Sipha flava (yellow sugarcane aphid)
Lineage: Eukaryota; Metazoa; Arthropoda; Insecta; Hemiptera; Aphididae
Product: neuronal acetylcholine receptor subunit alpha-7-like
Exons: 11
Coding region: 1146-2732 (528 amino acids)
Biological process (GO): chemical synaptic transmission; monoatomic ion transmembrane transport; nervous system process
Cellular component (GO): neuron projection; postsynaptic membrane; synapse
Molecular function (GO): acetylcholine-gated monoatomic cation-selective channel activity; transmembrane signaling receptor activity
Source: RefSeq, a predicted model, not a curated record